This is a messenger RNA of Triplophysa dalaica, 3242 nucleotides long. Its product is annotated as carabin. NCBI's taxonomy places the organism in Eukaryota, Metazoa, Chordata, Actinopteri, Cypriniformes, Nemacheilidae. The transcript is spliced from 15 exons. The record is from RefSeq and is a predicted model, not a curated record. The coding region runs from base 98 to 1870 and encodes 590 amino acids.
UCAAGCGUCGGUUAAACUUUUGUUUUGUUUUGAUGUGCGCGCGGAUGAAAGAAAAGCGCUUAAAAUGUUUUUAAACUGAAACUUUUAUAUCAAAAUCAUGUUGAGGAGAAAAAGCAGCUCGAGCAGCGGCAAAAGCGUCAGAUCUCGUCGCAGCAGCAGUGUAGGGUUUGAUGAAUUUGGCUUUGCACUCAGUAAAAAGAGAGACAAGAAGCUUCAACACAGAUGUCACGAAUACAGCUAUCCUCAGCCAAAUCCUGUGAAAGUGAAGGAGUUGUGUGAAUUUCUCAGCUACUGGAAUGGAUCCAGUUUCAUUUGUAGGAAUCAGAUCGAGAGGUUUAUUCGUAUCGGCAUUCCUCCAGCUAUACGUGGACGAGUUUGGAAAUGUCUUCUGAACAUCGAUAGUCUGAGAGCAUCCAGCUCAUUUGAUUAUGAGGCAUGCCAGGCGGAAAUUCGUAAGCCACUGGUUGAUCUAGGUGUCAGUGAGUAUAGUAUCAUCUCUACCAUAGACUCUCUGGUGGAUACGGAAAAUGAAAUCAGCAGCGGACAGGCUUCAGGUCUUCCCAGCCCUGACCUGACUCUCUUCAAACAGAUCGCCCUUGAUCUACGGAGGUCCUUUCCAACCCAUCGUACACUAAUGGGAGACCGUCCUGAAGCCAUUGAAGGUCAAGCCAAACUCUUUAGAGUUCUCACCGCACACGCCAGAUAUAAUCCUCAGAUCGGAUACGUCCAAGGGAUGUCCUACAUUGCUGCUGUGCUCCUGAUGAUCCUGUCUGAAGAAGAGGCUUUCUGGGCCAUGGUAGCUUUGCUAGAGAAGCCCAAGUAUCUGUCGGAGCUGUUUGACUCUUCGGUGAAAAAGAUUCAACAUCAAGCUUUGGUUUUUCAUGAACUCCUGAAGCACAGAACACCACUGCUCUUUCAGCAUUUGGAGACUCUUGGAGUGUCUUCUGUGCAUUUUAUCAUGCAGUGGUUUCUCACUCUCUUCACCUCUCUGCCAUGCUGGGACUCAGUGUUGGCUAUCUGGGAUCUUAUUAUGCUUCAUGGGCUGCAGGCUGUGUUUCGCACCGGUCUCACCAUUAUAACACUACUGGAGUCUCGCAUCAUGAACAUGACCGAGGAGGCCACGGUUCUUCCUGUUCUUCUGAGAGUGCCUGUAGACACAUCCCAGUAUCGUGUCCUGAUAACAGCGCUCUGGAACACAGAUGUUCAGGAAUGGGAACUCAACUGCAUGAACCGGUUGGUCCUGGAUGAGAUGAGCGAAGGACUGAACACAGAGAAAGUGGAAAAAGAAAAUGUUCAAAGUGGUUCGACGUUUCUCCGCAAUGGAAAAAUAGAUGAAACACCCCCACAGGAAGUCGCCCGCAAGACCUCCAAGAAAGAGGCUUCAAGUGCUAAAAAUGUUUUUACGCGACUUCUGAAGGUGGCUCAGCACCUUUUCGAAACGAGCAAGAACGUUUCUGCCAAGUCUUCUCCUGCCAAGAAAAGCUCCGCCCUCGCCCGCAUCCCCAAAACCAGACCAUCCACCUCCUUUCUUCACGCACAGGCUCGUGCCAGGAGAAGCAGCAGUAGGCCUUCCCAGAGUUCCAAUGUCAGAAAGGAGCGACAUCCUUCUCAAGAUUCAGAUGGAUGUCCAGCUGAAGACAGCGCCAACUCUUCGAUAAUGCGGCUGAGGUCGGGUCCCGUGGGCAAAGUAGCUCGCCGAAGGAGUCUAGGUCAGUCGGGACGAGGAACCUCCCACCUGGUCAAGAACCGCAGCGGUAGAUCUCCAAAACCACCAGCUGAAACAUGUCUGCAACCAGAAAACAACCGAAAAAAUGAGGAUGGUCAAGAUGCUCAAACCAGGAACAUCUUAGUUGCUACUUGGAUGCCUUAAUGUGGUGUAACUACAUUUUUCUGCAUUCAGAUUCCUAAAGAAUCAUGCGAAGAAAAUACAGGUAGGCUGUCAUUAAGUUUUACAGGCUUUUGAAUGUAAACACACAUUGAAAUGCUUAACACGUUUUCUAUAAAGGUGUCAAAUAACAGAACAGAAUUGUUUAAGUUUUGUUUUAAAGAAGCUUAUUUAAAGUGGCAAUGUGUAACUUUUGAAGCUUUUUUUGUAAAAUUAUAGUACCUGCAAUUCUGUGUUUUAAACAGAGGGGGCGACAGUGAGGCGUAAGUCAUGGAUUCCAGCUGCAGUUGCGCUUAAAGGGAUAGUUCAACCUAAAAUAAAAAUUCUGCCAUUAUUUACUCACCCUCGACUUGUUCCAAACCUGUAUAAUUGCUGUUGUUCUGCUAAACACAAAGGAAGACAUUUGGAAGAAUGUCAGUAACCGAACGGAUCUCAUCCCCCAUUGACUCCCGUAGAGUUUAUGGCAUUAAAUCAUUAUUUUCACAUUUUUGUCCCACAGCUGACAGCCCAGAGGAAGGGAGAGUUAUGGGAAAAACCUCCGUCCGCGUGUGCCAUGUGUGCGUCAUGCUCCGUUCUGCUCAAGAGAGACAUGUGAUUCUGUGCCCAGUGUUUGAUAUUCCUCUGUAUCUGGAAUAGAUCACAACAUAACUGGCAACCUGUAAAAUUGACAACAUAUGUUAAAGAUAGAUAACUCAAUAUUUUAUUUAAUAUAUCAUAUAUUUUUUAUUUAAUUUAUUAUAAUUCAAACCUUUUAUUUAGGAUUAUAUGUACUAAAUAAAGAGCAGUAACAAGGCCGGUGAAAGUGGAAAGGUUGACCGGGAUCUUCUUUUCAGAUUUCCUUGCACUUUAAGUGUUUUUGGUUGUUUUUUAGGGUGGGCUGCGCUAAAUGUUGUAGAAAUAACCACAUUAAGGAAAGCCGCAAGAGUCUGUCAACAGAGAAGCAGUGGGAUCAAAUCCAAGGGAAUGAUGAGUAGUUUGAGCUCCCAGCAUUAGCGACGCAGACCUGGAGUGGCUUUUACUUAUUUAUGGAUAAGCUCCUGAUUUCCCACCGUCACCCUGCUGUUAAGAAGCCAGCGGCUGACCCAGUGCGUCGAGUCAUUGGGGAAACUCUUUCUACUUGUCGGAAACCUGAUUCCGUGCGAAGAAUUUACAACGCACCCUCACUCGGUAGUAGUAAAUAGAAAUUAGAGAGAGGAGAUUAAUACUUUAACUCUGUUCCAGCUUUUGAGAGCUGCCUUGCUGUCUACUUCCGACAAAGACGGUGACAUAAAGUCAACAUGGAAUGAAAAUUGACACCAGUUUUUUCGUCAAUGGAAUUUUUUAACUUGAUGGUUUGAGCAAACAACAGGUAGCAACU